AAGCGAAGUGCGAAGAUGGGCGAAUUUUCCUUCUUAUUCGUUCUCUAUUCGAUCGUUUCGUUGAUCGGUGCAUCGAAAUUUGAUAACUGCGAAUAUAUAAACAAUUGCAAUGUGUGCACGAGUAACGGAAGCUUGGUGAAGAUGAAAAGAAACGUGGACACGAUAAAUAUUUUCGAAUUGAAUCUAACUUCGAUCGACGAGAACACGUUCGAGGAUGUGACGCCCAUCAAGCUGAGCUUCUCUAUCGGUAACAAUAUAUCCAGUGUGAAGAAGGAAUCGUUCAAGGGAUUGGAGAUGUUGAAAGAACUGGAUCUGAGCAACAACAUGAUACUUCUCUCGCCGUAUCUCUUCUCAGAAUUGAAACACUUGCGUCUGCUGAUUCUGAAAAACAACAAGUUCAAGGAGAUACCCAAACACUCGUUCGCCGGCAUACCCAACUUGAAGGAGCUCCACUUGCAACGUAAUUACAUCCAAUCGGUCAACAACGAUUCGUUUUCGGGAUUGUCCUCGUUAGAGACGCUUCAACUGGACAAUAACAGAAUCUCUAAUAUAGAUGCUGAAUCUAUUUGCCUGAUGCCAAAAUUGGAAGAGCUUCAUCUGAUGAACAACACGCUCACGUCUAUCCAGCCAGGAUCCUUGACGUGUCUGCACAAUCUGAAACUUGUGAAUUUUGCGUUCAAUCGGUUGGCCAGGUUGUCCAAAACGGAUUUCGAGGGAUUGAUGAAUAUAGAGAGCAUGAAUCUGCGCAACAAUCGGAUAGCCACUAUCGAUCCGGACACGUUCUCGCAUAUGGAGAAAUUGAAAAACUUGUUUAAGAACAAUCAACUUACCACGAUCGGUUCUCGCCUGUUCAACGGGUUGACCGCACUGAGCUCGCUUGAAUUAAAUAGUAAUAAGAUAGACACGUUGGAGCCUGGUUCCUUUGCCGAUCUUAACAAUCUGCAUGUAUUACAUCUCGAAGAUAACAAUUUGACUGCAAUGGACAGGGAGAAGGUUGGAUUGACCAAUUCGACUAAUCUGAUUGUACACGAAGGAAAUACGACUACGAGUACAUUUAACGAAGAGGAAGAUCAAGCGACGAUUUUGUAUUGGUUGAUAAUUGGAAAAAGAUUCAAUUUUAAUCAAAAUUGA
Molecule: messenger RNA, 1131 nt
Organism: Apis florea (little honeybee)
Lineage: Eukaryota; Metazoa; Arthropoda; Insecta; Hymenoptera; Apidae
Cellular component (GO): extracellular matrix
Molecular function (GO): protein binding
Source: RefSeq, a predicted model, not a curated record